GCCCGCCCUCACGUGCUCCCUCAGCCAUGGCGGCCUCCGGCACGGACGGCAGCGCGGCCCCGCUGCCCGCCUCAGCCCGACGCCCCACACGGCGAGUGGCACAGCAGAUACCUGAGGACAUCCUUGGGAAUGUGGAGCUGCAGAAAGCAGUGGAGGCCUUGCCCCAAAACUACAACUUCGAGAUCCCCAAGACCAUCUGGCGGAUCCGGCAGGCUCGGGCCAAAAAGGUGGCGCUGCAGAUGCCCGAAGGUCUCCUCAUGUUUGCCUGCACCAUCGCAGACAUCGUUGAGCGGUUCACGGAUGCGGAGGCGGUGGUGAUGGGUGACGUGACCUAUGGAGCGUGCUGCGUGGACGACUACACGGCCCGGGCCCUGGGCGCUGACUUCUUGGUGCACUAUGGACACAGCUGCCUGAUCCCCAUCGAUGCCACACAAGGUCUGAAGAUGCUCUAUGUGUUUGUGGACAUUAAGAUCGACACAUCCCAUUUCCUUGAGACCAUUUGCUUCAACUUCGCAGCGGGGACCUCCCUGGCCCUUGUCAGCACCAUUCAGUUCGUCUCCACGGUGCAGGCAGUGUCACAGGAGCUGCGCUCCCAGUAUAAGGUGUGUGUCCCCCAGUGCAAGCCGUUGUCCCCAGGGGAGAUCCUGGGCUGCACAUCACCCCGGCUCACCCAGGACACAGAUGCUAUCAUAUAUUUGGGUGACGGGCGCUUCCACCUGGAGUCCAUCAUGAUCGCCAACCCAGGGAUACCUGCUUACAGGUAUGAUCCCUACAGCAAGGUCUUCUCGCAGGAGCACUAUGGCCACGAGGACAUGCGCCGUGCUCGGCAGGACGCCAUCCGCACUGCCACCACUGCCCGCUGCUGGGGCCUCAUCUUGGGCACACUGGGGAGACAGGGCUCCCUUGGUAUCCUGCAGCACCUGGAGUCACGUCUCCGUGCCCUGGGCCGGCCCUUCGUGCGGGUGCUGCUGUCUGAGAUCUUCCCCAGCAAGCUGCAGCUCUUCCCUGAGGUGGACGCGUGGGUGCAGAUAGCCUGUCCCCGACUCUCCAUCGACUGGGGACAAGCCUUCAGCAAGCCACUGCUGACACCCUAUGAGGCUGCAGUGGCUCUCCGGGAUGUCGAGUGGCAGCAGCCGUACCCCAUGGACUUCUAUGCCAGCCAAUCCCUGGGGCCCUGGACGGUGAACCACGCCAGCAAACGGCCCCCGCCCCACGGACGGACCCCCCAGAAGCCACCCGUGCCCCCCACCCCGGCAAAGAGCGAUGAGCCGCUGAGCACCGGGGACCCAGGGGCCUCCUGAGCGCAGCCUGCACCCCAUCCCGCUGCCGCCACGCUCCGAGAUCCAGCGUGGGCACAGGCACCGGUUCCAGCAGCUCCGAGGGUAAGCGCCACCGGAGCCUCUCGGUACCGGCACUGGGAUGGACGGGGACGCAGCCCGUAGCUCAGUGGCACCGCUGCCCACACGGACGAACCUGGCUGCUCGUGGGAGUGGCUCCCUGCAGAGUCGCACCGUGGUGUGGGCUCUGUCCGGUACCACCGGGGGUCCCGCCUGGUCUGGUCCGGUCCGGUCCGGUCCGG
Calypte anna (Anna's hummingbird) is the source of this 1579-nucleotide messenger RNA. RefSeq names its product diphthamide biosynthesis 1 (gene DPH1). Gene Ontology annotation, biological process: protein histidyl modification to diphthamide. Gene Ontology annotation, molecular function: 2-(3-amino-3-carboxypropyl)histidine synthase activity. The transcript has 12 exons. The record is from RefSeq and is a predicted model, not a curated record. NCBI's taxonomy places the organism in Eukaryota, Metazoa, Chordata, Aves, Apodiformes, Trochilidae. Bases 27 to 1301 code for a protein of 424 amino acids.